This is a messenger RNA of Zingiber officinale, 1432 nucleotides long. RefSeq lists its product as uncharacterized. The record is from RefSeq and is a predicted model, not a curated record. The transcript has 3 exons. The coding region runs from base 15 to 1337 and encodes 440 amino acids. NCBI's taxonomy places the organism in Eukaryota, Viridiplantae, Streptophyta, Magnoliopsida, Zingiberales, Zingiberaceae.
UAAAGUGUCGCCCAAUGAAGAGGCCAAGAUGCUAUUUCUGCAUCCAUGAUCAUUGCGUCAGAUCAUGUUAUAUUAUUUGUGAGGGAAUCAAUCAAGCAUAUGCUUCACAGUUUUCCUUCCACGCCGUCUCUGUUUCUCCUUUCGCUCUCUUUCAUUGUCUUUAUUCACGCAGAUUCUUCAAAGCCUCGAGAGGAUCACACCAUCCCAAACAAAAAGGAAACACCAUAACUGCAAACGAUUCUCCGAGAUAUCCAUCAGGAAUCAUGGGCAGGAACGUCGAAGAAAAUAUAGAUGUCAAUUCUAAAUUUGAUCAGGAUUUAGAAGAAAAGGAAUACGACAAAGACUCGAUCUUUAGCCUGUUGCCUCCCAAAUCUCCGCUAUCAAAUUCAAGGCCAAGUAGCAUGGUAGUCAAGAAAGUGUGCCACCGUGAGUUCAUUCCUCCUCACAUCGUGGCGGAGGCGAUAUCGACGCUGCACGGGCUGGACCUGCGGUGGUCGGGGCCGAUAACCCCCAGCGAGAUGCUGUACGUGGAGCAGUACGUGCACAGCAAAUACCCUCAGUACUCUCACGGGCUGGUGGAGGAGAGCGACAAGAACGACCUCUACUCCUGGUACUACAUCGACGCCGGGGAUGCCAACAGUAACAACACAUCGCCGAGCCGAAGAAGCCCCUCGUCGGCGAUUGCGAAGCAGCUGGACAUCGAUAUGGCCCGUCUGGAGCCGUCGAGGCUGCUGGACAUGUUGGCCAAGAAGACGUCCUUUCUGGGGAGCUUCGUGUCCAUCCCGGAGAUCCAGGCAAGGACACGGGUGCUCCGCCACUCCGGGCUGAGUGAGGAGGACUACCUGGUGCUAUUCGCGCCGAGCCGGAGGGAUGCGAUUAUGCUCGUGGGCGAGGGCUACCCUUUCUUCCGCUACAACUACUACAUGACCAUCCUGGAGGAGGAGGGGGACUACGUGAGGGAGUUUGCGUCGUACAAGGAUGCCAAGGUGAUCUCGGCGCCGGAGACGUGGCUAGACCUCCGGAUCAAGGGGUCACAGUUGAGCCAGUACUUCCGGAGGAAGUGCAAGCACAGCCCCAAGGGGCUCUUCGCUUACCCUGCCGACGUCCGGGGGACCAGAUACUCCAUGCAUUGGGUCUCGGAGGCGCACCGCAACUCCUGGCACGUCCUUCUAGACGCCACGCCGUUCGUCGUCGGUAAGGAUCGGCUUAGCCUCGCCCUCCACCGCCCGGACUUCGUGCUUUGCACUCUCGACGGCACGCACGCCGCCAACCCUUCAAAGGAAAUCACCUGCCUCUUGGUGAGGAGGAGGGCUUUUGAUGCUACGCGCGUUAAUUAAAUGAAGCAAGAUUGAUUGGUGCGCGAAAGUAAUUAAUUUCUCUGUAGUCGACUGCUAAACGCUUACUAAUUUAUGAUUGAUCUUUAAAAAUUUAA